This is a messenger RNA of Balaenoptera ricei (Rice's whale), 1163 nucleotides long. It is a transcript of the gene PLAAT5, whose product is annotated as phospholipase A and acyltransferase 5. NCBI's taxonomy places the organism in Eukaryota, Metazoa, Chordata, Mammalia, Artiodactyla, Balaenopteridae. Bases 58 to 978 code for a protein of 306 amino acids. Gene Ontology annotation, molecular function: A2-type glycerophospholipase activity; glycerophospholipid phospholipase A1 activity. Gene Ontology annotation, cellular component: cytoplasm. The record is from RefSeq and is a predicted model, not a curated record. The transcript has 6 exons. Gene Ontology annotation, biological process: N-acylphosphatidylethanolamine metabolic process.
UGGCCUGGCGCGUCGCCCCCUGCGAGGCCCGGGGACCGGCGGGGCGGCAGCAGCGGGAUGGGCCUGAGCCCCGCCGCCGAGCGCGAGUGCGGGCACCUCCUCCCUAGGUUCCCCCGGCCCCGCCUCAGGCCCCCCUCGAGAACCGCAAGUGUGCGGACGAAUGACACCCAGCCGGCUCCUGGGCUUUCGCCUGGGCCCCAGUCGGGUCGCCGCGGGAGGGGGGCUCCUCCUCACCAAGCCCCCACGCCCGGGCCUGGAACCUUCCGGGGUCGUUCUCCAGGCCCCAGCAGGCCGUCGGACCCCCAGAAAGAAGAACAUGUGGGAUCUCAAGAGUUGGUCCAGCUCUUGCCCAAGCAGCCACAGCAGGGUACGUUAGGACAGGGCAGAAGCAGCGUCCAGCAGGGGGAGAAGCCCUUGGAGUCCACACCCAACCAGAAGAGAGCAGAGUGGAAUUCAGCCCCGGAGCCUGGGAGUGCGGGAAGGUUAAUAAAGCAGGCAGCAGAGGGUAAACCAAGACCCAGACCUGGAGACCUGAUUGAGAUUUUCCGGACUGGCUACGAGCACUGGGCCGUCUAUGUGGAAGAUGGCUGUGUGGUCCACCUGGCUCCCACAAGUGAGGAAUUUGAGGCCAGCGGCAUCGCGUCCGUCUUCAGCAACCGGGCGGUGGUGACAUACAGCCGUCUGGAGGACGUGCUACGUGGCUGCUCCUGGAAGGUCAACAACAAGCUGGAUGGGACAUACCUGCCCCUGCCCGUGGACAAGAUCGUCCAGCGGACGAAAAAGAUGGUCAACAAGAUAGUGCAGUACAGCCUGAUCGAAGGGAACUGCGAACACUUUGUCAACGACCUGAGAUACGGCGUGCCCAGGAGCCAGCAGGUAGAGCACAUGCUGAUGGAGGGAGCGAAGGCUGCCGGGGCGGUGCUUUCAGCCGUGGUGGACAGCCUAAGGCCCAAACCAGCAAUGGCCCGAAGGCUCUGAAGAAGAGGAAGAGCUACUGACAGCGGCAGAGAGAACGCGCCUCCUUCCCUCCCCUGCCUUGCUCUCUCCACCGCCCCGUGUAAGAAAAUUGUGAGUUUCUGGAAGAAUCUAGAAUGUAAUCAAUUACCCCUCCAGAAAUACAUCCAAUAUAUGUGCUCAUCGACCCCUGGACUUUCAAGGUGGGA